AUGAUCGGCAGCUCCUCUGCCAACAGUGGCCAAGAUAACGAUUGUGGUAUAACCUGCGUUUUAAGCGACUUCUUUGAUUCAGUGUUUGGAACUGGUUCUGGGUACGAUUAUUACGGUGGAAACGAAACCGGAAAUGGAUCCGAUUAUUACGAUUACUAUUACUACAAUACCGGCCCUAAUAUGCAAGAAGAAAUUAUUAUUAUACCGCUGAGUCCGUCCGGAUCAGGGCCAACGUUCGGCGAUUACAAUUACUCCUCUUAUAACGCACCCAGCAGUGAAGGAAAUAUGAGCCAGUCUGGAUGGACUGGAAUAGGUAUACCUGGAUUAUUCCCCAGUAGUUCGUCGAAUGGUUCGGUUAUUCCUUUCCCGCCCUUCUCAGUACCUGCAACAAACACAUCGUCGAAAUCUGGUUCAUCGUCAUCAUCAUCCAGCUCAGGAAGUAAUAGUGGUUCUACUUGGGGAAGUGGUUCCAGCUCAACCUGGUCAGGAAGCGGAUCCGGUACAAGUUCUUCAGGAGCUGCAACAUCAACUUCAGCUCCUGCACCCAACAUCACUACUUCCGGAACUUCUGCUUCGGGCAUCACUUUACCUUCAACCAGCACCAGUGUUUCCGCCUCUAGUGCUCCAUCUACCAGUGCACCAGCAUCCAGCAGUCCUUCUGCUCCGACAAAUACUACAUCUGUUCCUACCAAUGCCACUUCAUCUGCUUCUGCUCCAUCAGCCCCAAUCCCUAUUAACACUAACAAUGGUAUUUUUGGAACACAACCAACUGCAUAA
This is a messenger RNA of Planococcus citri (citrus mealybug), 777 nucleotides long. Its product is annotated as secreted protein C-like. NCBI's taxonomy places the organism in Eukaryota, Metazoa, Arthropoda, Insecta, Hemiptera, Pseudococcidae. The record is from RefSeq and is a predicted model, not a curated record. The coding region runs from base 1 to 777 and encodes 258 amino acids. The transcript has a single exon.